Molecule: messenger RNA, 983 nt
Organism: Saprolegnia parasitica CBS 223.65
Lineage: Eukaryota; Oomycota; Saprolegniomycetes; Saprolegniales; Saprolegniaceae
Exons: 2
Coding region: 41-775 (244 amino acids)
Molecular function (GO): oxidoreductase activity
Source: RefSeq, a predicted model, not a curated record
CGUAUCGCACUUGCGCGCACCCAUCCGCUUGACAAGACCGAUGGCCCGACGUCUGGCGCUCGUGACCGGCGGGAGCCGGGGCAUAGGUCGCGCGAUCGCCCAGCAGCUGCACCACGACGGGUGGCAUGUCGCCAUCACGUCGCGCUGCGCAGACCGCGCGGCGGAGGCGGCGGCGUCGAUCGCACCGGACGUACUGGGCGUCGCGUACGAAGCCAGCGCACCGGGCAGCGCCGAAGCCGCGCUCGAGGCGUUGCACGCGAUGAGCGGCGGCGUGCCCGUCACGGGCCUCGUCAAUGCAGCAGGUAUCACGCACAACAGCCUUCUUCUGCGGCUACGCGAAGACCAAGCACAGUCGCUUGUCGCGACCAACCUUCUCGGCCCGCUCUUCAUGACCAAGGCCGUCGCCAAGGGCAUGCUGAAGCAGCGCACGGGCAGCAUUGUCACACUCGGCAGCGUCGUCGGCUCCAAGGGCAACGUCGGGCAAGCCGCGUACGCUGCCUCCAAGGCCGGUCUUCUCGGCGUCACAACGACGCUCGCCAAGGAGCUCGGGCCCAAGAACAUUCGCGUCAACCUCGUCGAGCCGGGCUUCAUCGCAACCGAUAUGACCCAAGAGCACAUGACCGAGGAGGCCCGGGCAGCGACGAUUGCGCUCACGUCGCUGCGGCGGCUCGGCACGCCCGACGACGUCGCGCAGCUUGUCGCCUUCCUCUUGAGCGACCGCGCGAGCUACAUCACGGGCCAGUGUCUUCGCGUCGAUGGCGGCCUCGUUAUGUAAUCGCGUUGAACUUGGCUCGAUCAGAUCGAGCAUGCACAGAUUCUGUGCAGGCGGCAUGUGGAUGCCGAAUUUAGUGUCAUUUGCGGCAUAUAAACUCUGCCAAAGACAACGCGCGAGCGUACCGGGGUAGGUACACCUGCCAUUGCUCAAAUUGUAUUACCUGUCAACGGUCCAGUCCGUGGUACCUCAUCCAUCAAUGACCUUGGUU